CGCUGAAGCGAAGCAGCCCGGUCCUCGCGCCCGGUAGGUCCGCGCGAGCAUGAAAAGCGCGAGCAGUUCCCGUGCGGGCUCUGCCUGCUCCAGACUCAUCGACGUGACCAGCAACGCGCCGUUGCUGCGCCCUCCCGCCAUCGUCUCAACCUCUUCAGAAGCGGAGCAGAGAACUCAUAAUUAUUUGCUACUGGAUGUUCCUGACACUCGAGAACAGCUAGUCCAUUAUCGGAAUGCAGCAGAAACAGCCAGAAGUGAGCUUGCUGCACUCCUAGUGAAGUACGAAUGUGCCCAAGCAGAGAUUCUAGAACUUAAGUCCAAAAUAGCCUCACAAGAAGUGUCUAUCCAAGAACUCAAGGCUGAAGUUGGGGGCUAUAAGGAGAAUGAUGCUCGCCAAUCUUCUCUCCUUUCUUCUAUGCAACAUAAAUUCCAGGAACUUGAGAAGGAUUCUGGCACAAUUGCCAUUUCUAAACAUCAAGCAGAGCUAAAAGCACAGGCUAUUCUCCAGGAGAACUUGGAACUUAAGGAGAAAAUCCAUGAACAAGAAGGGCAGAUCAGAAAAUAUUUGAACAAAUCUGAAGAAAGCAAGUCCCAUGCAUCUAAAGUCAUCAGGGAACAGACUGAAUUCUUUGCACAACUUUGUCAUCUUCUGAAACUAGACAUAAGAGGAAAUGAAGAGUCACCAGAACUACUGCUUUCCAAGAUCCGUGAUAUGUGUAAAGAAAAUGACAUGCUAAAAGAAGAAAUAGCCACCCUCAGAGAGGCCGUAACCAUUCAUGAGAUGGAGCUGAAAGCCAACAGAGAAACCAUCAUGAGGCUUGUCUCAGAAGUGAAUAAAGAGCAAAAAAUAGCCGCAGCUUGCUCUCAAGACAUCGAAAAGCUAAGUGAUGAUCUAAACAACGUUACAGGAGCUAAGCAGAAUCUUGAGGAGGAGAUCAGAAACCUCCAAGACAGACUGGCUGCCAGCCAAACGGCUUGGGAAGAAGUGGGCCAACUCAGGAUACACUGCAAUGAAAAAGAAGCAGAACUGAGAACUAGUCUAGAGCAGGCCAGGGCAGAAAAAAAGUUGCACAAUGAAUUCAAAGACCAAAUAGUGACUUUACUUGGGAGUAAUUCCACUCUGGCUGCACCAUCCAAGGAAGACAUUGUGGAAAAAAUCCGAGAGUUGUGCCACAGAGAGGAGGGCAAAAAAACAAUGGUAUCCCAGCUUGAAGCCCAGAUAAGUAAACUUACCGAGACCCUGGAGACUCAGGCAGUAUUGCACCAGGAGGCCUUACAAAGGGCCAAAAAAGCAGAAAAUAAAUUGGAGAUGCUUCAUGAUCAGUUGAUGCGUCUAGAAGGAGAGCUGGUGUCUGGAGAUGUGAUGCGAGAUGUUUGGAAACUUGAGAAACAACAAUAUCUUAAGUUUUUGGAUCAGCUCUCUGAAAAGAUGAACCUGGACAGCAUAGCAGAGGAGGUUGGAUUUGACAUGAGGUUGGAUGCAGUGCUGGCUCGUGCAGAACAGUUGAUCAAAUUGGAAAGAGACACAUUGACUGACAAUAAGAUCAUGGCCCGAAACCUGCAGAGGAAGGUAAAAGCUCAGAAAGAGCAACUUGAGAACAAAGAGCUGCACAUGAAACUUUUGCGUCAGAAGAUCAUCCAGCUGGAAGAGGAGAAGCAAGUGCGUACAGCCCUGGCUGUAGAAAGAGAUGAGGCCAACCUCACACUCAGAAAGUUACAAAAGAAAAUAGACCGAUUGCAGAACGAACUUUCUUUGGCAAGAGAAACAAAUACAGAUCUGAAAGUUAAACUUGCUGACACAAAUGAACUGAAGAUCAGAGCACUGGAGCAGGACAAAACCAUAGAAGAAUUAAGCAAGUCCCAAGAGAAACUGGAAAAGAUGAAGACAAAAGCUGAGAAGCAGUUAACCUCUGUCAAAUCAGAGUUACAUGUCAGAGAGCAUGAAGCAAAGGAAGAUAAAGAGAAGGCUAAACAUUUGCUGGAGUCUGUGACUACAGAAGCAACAGCACUUAAAUCAACUCUUGAGGAAGUCAUGAAAAGAGAGAAACAGCUGGCAGACUUCCGAACAGUCAUCUCUCGCAUGCUGGGUCUCAAUAUUGCCACUGUGGCGCUUCCUGACUAUGAAAUAGUAACUCAUCUUGAGGGGUUGAUCCAUUCUCAUCAGCAUCAUUGCUCUCCCUGUGUCUGCUUCAAAUGUCAGUGAAGGAAGAUGGACUCUUGCAGCUUCUCCACUGGGUGCCUCCUUUCUUUCCACAUAUAGUAGUUAAAGCAGCAAAAGUCCAGUGUGAUGCUCCAUAAGUUAGCAUUUUGUUGGAAUUAAAAUAUUGCCUACUAUGAGGAAAAAGAAAAUUAAGUAUUAGUACUCAUGAAGUAUCUUAAUAAACAAUAUGGGUAUAAUUGGGUGAAAAGCUUAUGCACUCAGCAUUAAACAUGAAACAAAAUUCUCAUAAUUAUCAAAGAGUGGAAGCUCUACUCAUAGAAGUCACUUGAGCCUAAUAUUGAGCAGUGGCUCUCUCUGCCCCAUAAACCAUCCCUGAGAGUGGACGGGCAAAAGGAGGAAAAUCUCCUGUGAGCAGAUUUUUCCAGUAAUACUUCUUAGGAUCCAAGCUCAUGUGUCAGUGUUUUGCAAAGCAAGAGAUAUGAUUAUUCCACAAGUAAUUGUCAAGUGAUUGACAAAUUAUAGAACAGAUGUACCUGUGUCUGCAGGUUGUCCAUAUGUAAAAUAUGUCUGUUUUGAGUCUGUGACAUGUAUAAGAACUUCUCAAGAACAUCAGUCCAUUUUAAUACGUUGACAAUAGUUGGUUUAAAUAUGACAAGAGUUCCUUAAAAUUGCAUUCAAUUUUAACAUGUUAAAGAAUUGCUAAAAUCUCAAGAAGAGUAUGGAGCUAGAACAUUUCAUUUGGAAAUUUCAGUACUUAGACUAAAUGGAAGAAAUAUUACAUUGGCACAAAUUAAAUAGAUAAAAUUAACAUCUUGGACAGCUAAAAUUAAAAUACCAACUGAUUUGAAAUUUAAAACAUGAGUUUUGGUUGCAGUCCCAUGGUCCAUGAAAGACUUUCCAAGGGGUCAUCAGAUUUCUUGAACCUUAGCUUCUAAGAUUGGAAAAAUGUUCAUUUUUAAGGAGAAACCUCAUACCCCAAGCUUCAUAUGUGAAAUAAUAGCAUCCAUAUUCUGUAUUUCUCCAGUGUCAGGAUUUGCCAAAAUAGGCUGUGAAUAAGUAGUACUCAUAGCCAUUCUGUGCUCUAACAUGAUCCAGAAUUAGGGAGAAUUAUGUUAGUCCUUGAAAUUAACAUAGUUCGUUUCUCUCUUAUUGGCAACAGUAGAAAGAAAGUUAAGACAAAGAAAAUUCAGCACAGGAAGGGAAAAAUAGAAAAUGGUGCCAUCUCUUCCUUGCUGAAGCUCAGAUACAUAGAUACUUUGAAUUUCUAGUACUGUAAUCUUCCAAAUUAGCAAAGACUUAGUAAGAUUAGAGGAUCAGAUAUUUAGAAGUGACCAUCCAUUCAUCACAGGUCAGCACCCAUAACUCAGCAUCAGGCAGGGAUUUAGAAGAUCACAGAUUCAAUCCUGCUUUGCUAAUUUGAGAGAUCUGGAAUUUGUUAUUCUGAACUAAAUCCCUUUUAGUAAUUUAAAUAGAUGCUUUGAAAAAGUCUACCUAGAUCAAGUCUCUUCUAGUAUUUUGGUAGAAAAUCUAAAGCAAUCACAUUUGGACAACGGCUGUCAUUUAUAAUA
This is a messenger RNA of Python bivittatus (Burmese python), 3729 nucleotides long. RefSeq names its product coiled-coil domain containing 170 (gene CCDC170). The record is from RefSeq and is a predicted model, not a curated record. NCBI's taxonomy places the organism in Eukaryota, Metazoa, Chordata, Lepidosauria, Squamata, Pythonidae.